Molecule: messenger RNA, 2455 nt
Organism: Nematolebias whitei (Rio pearlfish)
Lineage: Eukaryota; Metazoa; Chordata; Actinopteri; Cyprinodontiformes; Rivulidae
Gene: slc44a1a
Product: solute carrier family 44 member 1a
Exons: 16
Coding region: 218-2176 (652 amino acids)
Biological process (GO): transmembrane transport
Cellular component (GO): membrane
Molecular function (GO): transmembrane transporter activity
Source: RefSeq, a predicted model, not a curated record
AUUUGAAGGCACCAUACGGUUUGGUUUUUGUUGUUUAAGUCGUCUUCUUCCGCGUUUACCUGUAAGGACAAAGACCAAUGAAACCAGGCAUAAACUAAUGUACUUUAGUCUGUUUACUAACACAAAUAGUGACGAAAGAGGAGAAACAAACGUGGGCGACAGUUUAGACACUUUAACACUUUAGUUUUAGUGGAAGUUACUUUCUCCGAGGUACAACAUGGGGUGUUGCAGCAGCUCGGAGAGUAAAAGCGAGUGGAAGCCGCUGGAGGAGCACAGCUGCACGGACAUCCCAUGGCUCAUCGUCUUUACUCUGUUCUGUGUCGGCAUGGGGUGUAUAUGUGGUUUUGCCAUCGCCACAGGAGGUGCUUCUCGGCUCAUCUCCGGGUACGACAGUUAUGGCAACACGUGUGGUCGGAAUAACACCAGAGUCGAGGGAGUCCCUCUCAGUGGCAGGGACAUGUCGGAGAAAAAAUUUGUUUUCUUUCUGGAUCCUUGCAACCUUGACCUCAUCAACAGGAAGAUCAAGUCCAUUGCCUUGUGUGUCUCCAAAUGUCCGACCGCUGAACUGAAGGACUAUAAAGAUGUCAAGGACUUCUCUCUGAACAAUGGUUCUGACCUCUGCUCCUAUGAAAUCUCUCCUACAAGAUAUCCAAGCCAUCCAGACAGAAACACCAAAUGUCCAAAGCUCCCUGUUCCACCAAGUAAGGCCUUGCCAGUCUUCCACCGCUGUAUUCCUGUGGAUAUCAGCUGCUACGUUGAAUUCGCCCAAGCCUUCAUCACAUUCGUCAGUGACAACACGGCGCUGCGGCGCGUCGUCGCUGGAGUGGUGACCAGCAAGGAGAUCAUCAUGGGUCUCUGUGUCCUGGCUUUAGUCCUCUCCUUGAUCAUGAUGGUUGUCAUCCGUUACAUCUCCAAACUGCUCGUUUGGAUCCUCACAGUCCUGGUGAUCAUUGGAUCUAUAGGUGGGACCGGUGUCCUCUGGUGGCUGUACGCCGACCACAAGCACGCCCUGGAUAAUAACGGCACAUCGGUGUUUGGGAAGGAAGUGGCUUCAGACAACGUUAAGGCUUUGCUUGUGUACGCCAUUGGGGCGACCAUUUUUACGGUUGUGCUCCUGCUGGUGAUGUUUUUCAUGAGAAAGCGCGUGGCUCUCACCAUCUCCCUGUUCCACGUGGCGGGUAAAGUGUUCAUCCACCUCCCGCUGCUGGUCCUGCAGCCUUUCUGGACCUUCCUCAGCCUCAUGUUCUUCUGGGUUUACUGGAUCGCCGUGCUCCUGUUCCUCGGGACCUCAGGGACACCAGUGAAGAACAACUCCACCGGUGUGGUUGAAUAUGAGAUGCAGGGCGCUCUUCAGUACAUGGUGUGGUAUCACGCCGUCGGCCUCAUCUGGAUCAGCGAGUUCAUCCUUGCCUUCCAGCAGAUGACCAUUUCAGGAGCUGUGGUCACUUAUUAUUUCACACGGAACAAGUCCCAGCUGCCAGCAACUCCAGUCCUCAGUGCCAGCAUUCGCACCGUUCGCUAUCACCUGGGCACGCUGGCCAAAGGUUCCUUCAUCAUCACGCUCGUUAAGAUCCCCCGCAUCAUCCUGACGUACAUCCACAGCCAGCUCAAAGGAAAGGAAAACGCCUGCGCUCGGUGCAUGCUGAAGGCCUGCGUGUGCUGCCUGUGGUGUCUCGAGAAGUGUUUGGCUUACUUAAAUCAGAACGCCUACACUGCGACUGCCAUCAACAGCACCAACUUCUGCACCUCAGCCUGCGACGCCUUCGUUAUCCUGGUGGAGAACGCGCUCCGGGUGGCAGCCAUAAACACUGUGGGCGACUUCGUCCUCUUCCUGGGAAAGAUUAUCGUAGUCUCAUGCACAGCUUUUGCGGGCGUUCUGGCUCUGAAUUACCAGAGGGACUACACCGUGUGGGUGCUGCCUCUCCUCAUCGUUUGUCUGUUUGCCUUCCUCGUGGCCCAUUGCUUCCUGUCUGUGUUUGAGAAUGUGGUGGACGUCCUCUUCCUCUGCUUUGCCGUGGACACCAAAUAUAACGAUGGCAGCCCUGGACGGCAGUACUACAUGGACAAGGCCCUCAUGGAAUAUGUUGAGAACUCUAAGAAAAUGGAUCAGUACAAACCCAGUGACGGGGAUGGACGAGAAAUGAAGCCCAUGACCAGUGGAGGGACUGCAGCUUGACCAAGUGUGCAACAACAGACUGAUUAUCAUCCAGCGGAGUAACUCUGCAAACAAAUAGGUCAAAUAUCAGUAAUAUGCACUGUUUCAGGUUUUUAAGAGUUUAUAAUUGUGACUUUAGACACUAAUAGAAAAUGGAAGUGGGGAGUUAAUUAGCUUUAAUUUGUAAUCACUAGGAACUGUUUGUUUUUGUUUUCCCUUUAUUGCUUUUUUAACUCUAUGCAUUUUAACAUGUUUUUUUUAUUUACAGUGUACAUUUUGGUAAAUAUUUUAAAAUUGAUG